This is a messenger RNA of Musca domestica (house fly), 1704 nucleotides long. RefSeq lists its product as uncharacterized. The record is from RefSeq and is a predicted model, not a curated record. The transcript has 3 exons. Gene Ontology annotation, molecular function: protein binding. NCBI's taxonomy places the organism in Eukaryota, Metazoa, Arthropoda, Insecta, Diptera, Muscidae. Bases 240 to 1670 code for a protein of 476 amino acids.
ACCUGCAUUCGUUGGAAGAGGAAGGGUAGAGUGGAAAAUCUGUGUGCGUUGGCCGAGCACUGCAAACUAUUUAGUAUUUUGUUGUGGUUAAAAAAAUACGAAAAAUAUCGAAAAUACAAACAAAAUAUGUAUAAAUAAAAACAAUAACGUAUUGAAUGUGUUAUUUUUGAGGAAAUAUAAAAAUAAUAGUGUUUUUGCUGCAACAAAUUUGUGAUUCAGUGGUUGUUGCUGUAUGUCAUAUGGAAACAUUUAAUAAACAUCAGCUGGCAAUGGCUAAAGAGUGGGCUAUUGAAAAAUUAAACUUAGCGGAAUGUGAGGACCUAACAUCAUCACUAGACACUCUUUCAUUCUACACAUUUUCUUCACUGCCCUUGGAAAUACUCUAUAAAAUAUUCGACAUAUGUGACCUGAAAGAUUUAUUAAGUUUGUCUAAAGUUUGUAGACAAUUUCGUCAGGUUAUAUCUCAAAUAUUACAACAACGAUAUCGAUAUUUUAUUUAUAAUUAUUUAACAUUUAAAUUCACACAAAAUCUCAAUGAUCAAGAAAUAUCGGAACUGUGUUACUUGAGUGGCUCAACUGUGGAACGUUUAAGGUUCUCAACCUAUUUCAAUAUGGAUUUGCUAAAACAUAUCGAAUGGAAGAUGGGUUGUAAUCCCAUGGAAAAUUUAAAAUUUUUCAUAAAUGACAAUUUUAAACAAAAUCUCAAAUAUUUUCCCUCCCUCAAGGAGUUGGAAGUUCAGGGGAAAUUCAUACAAGAUCAAACUAUAAUGGAGUUGGCCAAAAGAUGUAAAGAGUUGCACAGCAUACGUCUCUUGGAUGGUGAUAAUCGUUGGCUGUGGGGUGAAUAUUUGGCUGAUUUGGAAAAUAUUGAAAAUUUGGAAUUGAAAUGUUGCCGUAAUUUGGAUCCAAAUCAUUUGUUGGCAUUGGUACAAAAGCGACGCCUUAAAUCGUUAAAUAUUGUGGAAUGUGAACAUUUGAAGGAUAUACCUAAAAUGCAAAAUCUUUGUAAGAAUUUAACAAAUCUACAUACAUUGCGAUUGACCGCCUUUACCCAGGAUCCGAAAUUUUUAAAAGCAAUUCUAAAUUUACCAGCUCUCAAAUGUUUACAAUUCUUUUGGAUUAAUUUCAUGCCAUUGAAUUUUGAGGAAAAUUUCUUCACGGAACUUGCACAAAAUCCCGAUAAAGCCCAGAGUUUAUCGCGUCUGAAAUUCGAAAAUGAUCGGUAUUAUAUUGAAGAUGAAACACUGCAACAAUGGACGGAUGAAAAGUAUGCCAUAAUGCGUGAGAAUGUUUGCAUCAAUGGCCAGGCAUGGCAGUGGUCUGAGGAGGUGUUUGAAAAAAUUUCACAAACUUUGGAACAUUUUUCCAAUCUGGCCAGCUUGAAAUUUCAUUAUUGUCGUUUGCUAAACUACGAUCAGUUGGAGAAAUUGCCCCAAUUAUUGAUUGGGUUAAAGGAUAUCCAUAUAUAUGGCUCUCCUCGUAAAGAUGAUGCUCAAUUCAAGAGUCAAUGGUUGGAGGAGGCCAAAAUCAGGUCGGAUUGCCAUUUGAGAUUCGAGAGUUUUUUAAGUCUUAAGGAAGCUUUGAGUCUUCAAGACGAAGCCAGUUCUCGCCAGUUUUCAUCCUACUAUCGUCGUGAGCCUGUCAUGCGUAGUAUUGAGUGUCAAUUUUAGCUAAUGGAUGUCAAUAAAAGAAAAUGUUUUUGUA